Molecule: messenger RNA, 391 nt
Organism: Arabidopsis lyrata subsp. lyrata
Lineage: Eukaryota; Viridiplantae; Streptophyta; Magnoliopsida; Brassicales; Brassicaceae
Exons: 1
Coding region: 31-273 (80 amino acids)
Source: RefSeq, a predicted model, not a curated record
CGGAACAGAAGAAGAGAGCAAAACUUGGUGAUGUCAGCUUCCCGAUGGACGUUGAUGGAUCUACCGUCGUAUCUGUCGUCAUCGUGGGCAUUCCGGUGGCCGGAGGUGAAUCUUUCAUACCUGAGCUCUGGUUGGAACAUGAGAUUGUUGUCGUUGUCGGGUAAUCUCUCCAUAAUCGAUGAUCUUUUGUGGAGUUUUGUCUCGAUCGUUGAAUCUUUAGCUAUCGUUACUACGAUCUGUUGCUUCUUCUUGUUUUGUGGUUGUACCCUUUAAUUCCUUCUUUUUUUUCAUUAUUUGAUUUUCUAUAUUUAGUUCCGAAUUUAUUAACCAAUUAAAAUCUCUGUAAAUAAAAUAAUCAAUGAAUUUCGGGACUUUUCUAGCAUUUUCCUUA